GGCAGAGGAAAGGGAGGUUCUGCCGCGUCCCCUCGCCUGCUCGCUCCGCCCGGGCCGGCGGCGGGGAGCGGGCGGGAGCGGGGGCGGCUCUCGGUGCCCGCCGCCGCCGCAUCCCCGCCGCAGCGGAAGCCGCGCCCCCGCCGCCGGGGCCGGCCGGGCGCAUCCCCCCGCCCGGCGCUCCCCGCCCCGUCCCGCCGCCGCCAUGAACCCGCUCUUCGGCCCCAACCUCUUCCUCCUGCCGCAGGAGCAGCAGGGGCUGGCGGGCCCCGAGCUGCCGCCGCCGCCGCCGCCCGCCGCCGAGCCCCUGGGCGGGGAGCCGCCCGCCGGCCCCUUCCCCGCGCCGCCCGCCGCCAUGGCCCUCCGCAACGACCUGGGCUCCAACAUCAGCGUCCUCAAGACGCUGAACCUGCGGUUCCGCUGCUUCCUGGCCAAGGUCCACGAGCUGGAGCGGCGCAACCGGCAGCUGGAGAAGCAGCUGCAGCAGGCGCUGGAGGAGGGGGCGGGCGGCCGCGGCCGCGGACCCCCGCGCCGGGACCAGGCGGUGCAGACCGGCUUCGUGGGUCCCAUCCGCACCCUGGGGCUGGGGCUGGCGCCGGGGCUGGGGCUGGGCUCGGCCCGGGCGCUGGGGUCCCCCGGCUCCCGCCCCGGGGGUCCCGGCCAGCCCGUCGCCUACUCCGCCGGCUCCCGCUUCAUGCCCGGCACCAUCUGGUCCUUCUCGCAAGCGCGGCGGCUCGGCCCGGGGCCCGAGACCACCCUGGUGCAGGGACCCGGCGUCUCCUGGGUCCACCCCGACGGCGUGGGCGUGCAGAUCGACACCAUCACCCCCGAGAUCCGAGCCCUCUACAACGUGCUGGCCAAGGUGAAGAGGGAGCGCGACGAGUACAAGCGCAGAUGGGAAGAGGAGUACACGGUGCGUGUGCAGCUUCAGGACCGGGUGGCUGAGCUGCAGGAGGAAGCCCAGGAGGCUGAAGCUUGCCAGGAGGAGCUGGCCAUGAAGGUGGAGCAGCUCAAGGCAGAGCUUGUUGUCUUCAAGGGACUGAUGAGCAAUAACAUCACGGAGCUGGACACCAAGAUCCAGGAGAAGGCCAUGAAGGUGGACAUGGACAUCUGCCGUCGCAUCGACAUCACUGCCAAGCUGUGUGACGUGGCACAGCAGCGGAACUGCGAGGACAUGAUCAAGAUGUUUCAGUCUCUGCACUUGUCUCCCGUUAAGGUCCCAGCCUCGGUGGGGCGGAAGCGGGAGCGCAGGCAGGUCAGCGACGAGGACACCUCGCUGUCGGAGAGCGAUGCCUCCCGGAAGCCCGACGAGGAGGAGGAGGACGAGACCACGGCCAUGAGUAUCAAUGAGGAAAUGCAGAGGAUGCUGAACCAGCUGAGGGAAUAUGACUUUGAGGACGACUGUGACAGCCUCACGUGGGAGGAGACAGAAGAAACGCUGCUCCUCUGGGAGGACUUCUCUGGAUACGCCAUUGCAGCCGCAGAGGUGCAGGGGGAGCAGGAUGACAGCCUGGAGAAGGUGAUCAAGGACACAGAGUCACUGUUCAAGAGCCGUGAGAAGGAGUACCAGGAAACCAUCGACCAAAUAGAGCUGGAACUGGCCACAGCCAAAAAUGACAUGAACCGGCACCUGCAUGAGUACAUGGAGAUGUGCAGCAUGAAGCGAGGCUUGGAUGUGCAGAUGGAGACUUGCCGGCGGCUCAUCACCCAGUCUGGGGACAGAAAGUCUCCUGCCUUCACCCCGACCUCCAACAGCGAGUCAGCCCCGAAUGAGGAGAGCGAGGAGUCCGACCGUGAUCCCCCCAGCGAUGCUUCCAUCAGAUAAUGAGGGGAGGCCCGGCUCCCUCGGACCCCCUUCCUGGCACGGGGUUGCCUAAGUCACACCUGGGAGAGACUGUCAGGGACGUGGAACUGCUGGUAAACGUCUGUCGCCCAGGCUCACUCCUGUUUUGGGGUGCUUGGCAGACCCCACACACCCCCUCACCGGAUACCCUGCUCAUGGGAAUAGCUAGAUAGACCUGAGGGUCCUUGCCCGGGCUGCUCCGCCUUCAGCCCCUUCUCCAUUCCCUUUCCCUGCUUUGGGUAAGCUGUGGUUCGGGCAGGGAGGUUCCAAACCUGCCACAGUGGCGUUCUGCAGGACGUGUUCCCAGGCGCCCCAGACCCACCUCCUCCAGCCUCCGUCCUGGUACACCUGCCCUGCCCUCCCUGCCCUCCCUGCGCUUCACGGAGCCAACGCGAGCCGUACCUCCCUGCAAACUGGACCUGACACUGGUGCCAACUGGACCGAGCCCGGGGCUCUCCCUGCCCUUGCUGCUGGCCGGGCACCCGGCUGGCACUGCCCACGCCGAGCCGGGCACCCCGAGCCUCCCAGGCCUUCUCGGGGGCGGGGAACGAGUCCCGCUCACUGUGCACUUUGCUUUGCUCACGUCUGUGUUACGCGGGCGAGGUCAUUAAAUGGGACGAUUUCCUUUUCUACAGCUUCGCCGGGUGUGGCCUCUCCUGUGCUGCCGCGGGGCUUGAGAGGGGGCUGUGGUCUCUCAGACCCCAAGCCCCCAUCAGUGGGUCUCCCCGUGGUGGAUGGGACAGUGGUGAGAUCCCUGUUCUAAAAUCCACUGGCCCUCAACAGGCCCUGGUGCUGCAUGGGCUGCCUUGUUUUUAACCUGGAGCAUCAUCAAUGCAGAGGCUGAAGGAUUGAAAAUGGAACUGAUCCUGGCUUGUGAACAUCCUCCUGUUUCCUGGCCUCUUCUGCCACACCAGGGCCUCCCAGAGCACCUUCCUGCCUGCCCUCAGUCCCAUAUCCCACCUCAGUGUAACCGCAGUGGGGAUCCCCUGUCACACCAUCUCCUGUGGCAUCUUCCUGGCUGGCUCCUCCAGUGAUGGUGACGGGAGGCUGGGGCCUGGCAGGGUGUAAGGAGGGAGAGAGCAGCCUUCAGAGAGGCAGUGUGAUGCAGUGUGAUCACUGAGAAGUGGACACAGCCUGCACAGCCAAGGCAGGUGAAGCUCUGAAGAAAAAAUGCUUCCCACUAAAGGUACUGAAGGGAGGAGAAAGCACAUGGCAGUAGAGUUUUUGGAUCAUCUCUAGGAUUAUGUAUGGAAGAUAAAAUGGGGGCUGAGGGAUGCAGGAGUUUCUCUCUGUAGAAGUGGCUGAGUGGCUGAUGCUGCUGGGUGCUUGAGCUGGGAGUGCUGUGGCAUCCAUCCAUGCACCACAGCACAGUGUCGGUGUUGGGCAGGGUGAGCUGCCCUGCCUGUGCCUGCCCCGUGUGUUAAGGCAUGUGUUGGCAUUCCAGCAGGGGCUGAGCUGCCUAGAGCAGGCAGGGAGGCGAGUCCCUGCAAAUGGCAGAAGAAUUGAGCAGGAAACGGGAAAUCAGGGCGCAGGUGGAGCCCUGCUGGUGGUGGGGAAUGGCA
This is a messenger RNA of Zonotrichia leucophrys gambelii, 3402 nucleotides long. It is a transcript of the gene IFFO1, whose product is annotated as intermediate filament family orphan 1. NCBI's taxonomy places the organism in Eukaryota, Metazoa, Chordata, Aves, Passeriformes, Passerellidae. Bases 203 to 1822 code for a protein of 539 amino acids. The transcript has 9 exons. The record is from RefSeq and is a predicted model, not a curated record.